UUAAGUGCACUAAUAAUAAUCAUUGUCCAUAUGUUUUUUGGUUUAAACAUCGCUUUGCCAAAUCUUCACGAACUUUAUGGCAUGGAGGAGUUUUGGCCACUUAGUCUGGGUAAUGCCACCGAUGUGCUGCCUAUAUCCACAAAUUUAACUCAAAGGGAACGUCUGCACUGGGCCGACAAAUGUGUGCAGUUUAGGAGUAGGUGUACGAUGGCAGAGCACUGCUGCAGUAUGAAAUGCUUGAAACGUGUUUAUCGCUGCGUUACUUAAACUCCUCAAAGGGAGUUUUACAGAUAAGUUAAAGAAAAUAAAACAUAUAUUUUAUAAUUAAAAUUGUACAAUUAUAAUUAUUAUCAUUUUAUUUCCUAAAGUUCUGCUUGGUAUUUACAAUGCGUAAUAUUGUUUAGACUUCUAGCCACGCUUUUAAGGUUGUGUAAAAAGAGUAUACUCAGCGUUGUAUCACUUAUCCCUAAAAGUAUUCAACAACAUAAUAGAAACCUUACUUGUUUAUUUACAAGCAAUUUAUUUUAAAAACAAGAUAACUAGAAGAGCACUUCAUUUACUUUCGCAUUUUCACGGCGGGCUAUAUAAUACCUUAGCAAAAUAAGAUUACACGCCAAAAAAC
Messenger RNA from Drosophila elegans, 622 nucleotides. RefSeq lists its product as uncharacterized. The coding region runs from base 31 to 267 and encodes 78 amino acids. NCBI's taxonomy places the organism in Eukaryota, Metazoa, Arthropoda, Insecta, Diptera, Drosophilidae. The transcript has 2 exons. The record is from RefSeq and is a predicted model, not a curated record.